Molecule: messenger RNA, 4556 nt
Organism: Telopea speciosissima
Lineage: Eukaryota; Viridiplantae; Streptophyta; Magnoliopsida; Proteales; Proteaceae
Product: pleiotropic drug resistance protein 1-like
Exons: 24
Coding region: 21-4367 (1448 amino acids)
Cellular component (GO): membrane
Molecular function (GO): ATP binding; ABC-type transporter activity; ATP hydrolysis activity
Source: RefSeq, a predicted model, not a curated record
GAGUGGGUCUUGCAGCAAGUAUGGACACUGCUGAUCUUUACAGAAUAAGUAGCUUGCGCAAUAGUCGCCGUGCUGGUGGCAGUUUUCGUAAUGAUAGUUCUUCAAUAUGGAGGAAUAACGGGUUGGAUAUUUUCUCAAGAUCUUCAUCUCGAGAUGAUGGUGUUGAUGAUGAAGAAGCUCUGAAAUGGGCAGCUAUAGAGAGACUUCCCACUUACAAUCGUAUAAGGAAAGGUAUAUUUUCUAUGGAAGAGGGUGUGACGAGGGAAGUUGACAUUGAUACUCUUACCUUCACAGAGAGGAAGAUGUUAUUAGAUAGAGUGCUCAGAGCAGCAGAGGAGGACAAUGAGAAGCUCUUGCUGAAGCUGAAGGACCGCCUUGUUACAGUUGGAAUUGAAAUUCCCACCAUCGAAGUCCGCUUUGAGCAUGUAAAUGUAGAUGCUGAAGCUUAUGUGGGAAGUAGAGCCUUACCUAGUAUGAUUAACUUCUCAACAAACAUAAUAGAGGGGUUCUUGAGUAAUCUUGGAAUCCUUCGAAGUAAAAAGAGGCCACUUACAAUACUCCAUGAUGUCAGUGGAAUAGUCAAGCCUGGCAGAAUGACAUUGCUUUUAGGCCCUCCAUGCUCCGGAAAGACCACGUUGCUGUUGGCUUUGGCGGGAAAGCUUGAUAAAGAUCUAAAAUUCUCUGGGAGAAUCACUUACAAUGGCCAUGAAAUGCAUGAGUUUGUCCCACAAAGGACAUCAGCUUAUAUCAGUCAACGAGAUCUCCACAUUGGGGAGAUGACAGUGAGAGAAACCUUAGCUUUUUCUGCUAGAUGUCAAGGAGUGGGAACUCGCUAUGAUAUGUUGACAGAGCUGUCGAGAAGAGAAAAAGAUGCAAAAAUUAAGCCAGAUCCGGAUGUCGAUCUUCUCCUAAAGGCAGCAUCAAUAGAAGGACAGGAGAUCAGUGUAGUAACUGAUUACAUUCUCAAGACCUUGGGACUUGAGAUUUGUGCCGAUACCAUGGUUGGAGAUCAAAUGCUGAGAGGUAUUUCCGGAGGACAAAGAAAGCGUGUCACAACAGGGGAGAUGCUGGUUGGACCAGCAAGAGCACUUUUCAUGGAUGAGAUAUCAACUGGUUUGGAUAGUUCGACAACCUUCCAAAUUGUGAAUUCACUUAAGCAAUUCAUCCACAUUCUCAAUGGGACUGCUUUCAUAUCUCUCCUCCAGCCAGCACCAGAAACUUAUGAACUCUUUGAUGAGAUUAUUCUCCUAUCGGAUGGGCAGAUUGUGUACCAGGGACCCCGUGAAUCUGUGCUCGAGUUUUUCGAAUCUCUCGGUUUCAAAUGUCCUGAAAGGAAGGGUGUAGCUGACUUCUUGCAAGAGGUGACAUCAAGGAAAGAUCAACAACAAUACUGGACACGCAAAGAUGAACCUUACAGAUUUAUCACUGUCGAUGAAUUUGUCGAGGCAUUCCGCUCAUUCCAUGUUGGUCAGAAGCUAGCAGAUGAACUUGCCAUCCCAUUUGAUAAGAGUAUGAGUCACCCUGCUGCCUUAAGUACCAACAAAUAUGGUGUUAGCAAUAAGGAACUAUUGAAAGCCUGCAUAUCAAGGGAAUUACUGCUUAUGAAAAGAAACUCUUUUGUCUACAUUUUCAAGUUGAUACAGCUUACAAUUGUGGCAUUCAUAUCAAUGACAGUCUUCCUGCGUACUGAGAUGCACAAAAAUACAGUAAUUGAUGGUGGGAUUUUUGUUGGUGCUUUGUUCUAUGCUCUCAACAAUAUUAUGUUCAAUGGUUUCUCAGAGCUUGCCAUGACUGUCAUGAAGCUUCCUGUAUUUUACAAGCAAAGAGACCUCCUUUUGUAUCCUCCAUGGGCAUAUUCACUGCCCACAUGGAUCCUAAAGAUUCCCAUUACACUAGUUGAAGUUGCUAUUUGGACGUUCACAACAUACUAUGUCAUAGGCUUUGACCCAAAUGUUGGAAGGCUUUUCAAACAGUACCUUCUACUCAUAUGUGUUAACCAAAUGGCAUCUGGAUUUUUUCGAUUGAUUGCUUCAAUAGGGAGGAACAUGGUUGUUUCGAUGACAUUCGGGGCCUUUGCAUUACUUGUACUCUUGGUUCUGAGUGGAUUUAUCUUGUCACGAGACAACAUAAAAAAGUGGUGGAUAUGGGGCUAUUGGAUCUCUCCCUUGAUGUAUGGGCAAAAUGCAUUAGUAGUGAAUGAGUUUCUUGGGAAAAGCUGGGCACAGAUUCUACCUAAUGGAGAGACUCUAGGAGUUGCAGUCUUGAAAUCUCGUGCCGUUUUCACUGAAGCAUACUGGUAUUGGAUUGGAGUAGGGGCAUUGAUUGGUUAUGUUUUCCUGUUCAAUGGUUUAUUCACUGUGGCUCUCACUUAUCUAAAUCCAUCUGGGAAACCUCAGGCAAUUAUAACUGAAGAGAGUUUGAAUGAUAAAAAUGCCAGCAGAAAUGGAGAAAUGAUUGAGCUAUCACCGAGAGGAAAGAGCUCCAUGGGAGGUACGUCAGCUGAGUCUUCCUCUUCCAAUCAUCAGAACAGGAAGCGGGGAAUGGUUCUUCCGUUUGAGCCUCUUUCCUUCACAUUUGAUGAAAUCAGAUACUCCGUAGAUAUGCCACAGGAAAUGAAAGCACGAGGUGUUACAGAGGAUAGGCUGGAACUUCUUAGGGGAGUGAGUGGAGCUUUUAGGCCAGGAGUCCUUACAUCUCUAAUGGGUGUUAGUGGAGCUGGUAAAACCACUUUGAUGGAUGUAUUGGCUGGAAGGAAAACUGGAGGAUACAUUGAAGGAAGCAUCAAAGUAUCUGGAUACCCAAAGAAACAAGAAACUUUUGCUCGUAUAUCAGGAUAUUGUGAGCAAAAUGACAUCCACUCUCCCCAUGUUACAGUCUACGAAUCCUUGGUUUAUUCGGCUUGGCUUCGGUUAGCUCCAGAAAUCAAUUCUUCCACUAGAAAGAUGUUCAUUGAAGAGGUCAUGGACCUUGUAGAGCUGGACUCAUUGAGGGAAGCACUAAUUGGGCUUCCCGGUGUAAAUGGUCUCUCAACAGAGCAGCGCAAGAGGAUAACAAUCGCUGUUGAACUUGUUGCCAACCCUUCAAUUAUAUUCAUGGAUGAGCCUACCUCUGGACUUGAUGCAAGGGCUGCAGCAAUAGUGAUGAGAACAGUGAGAAACAUAGUGGACACUGGACGCACUGUGGUGUGCACCAUCCACCAGCCAAGCAUUGACAUAUUUGAUGCUUUUGAUGAGCUAUUCUUACUGAAGCAAGGUGGAGAAGAAAUAUAUGUGGGCCCAAUGGGGAAGCACGCUUGUCAUUUGAUCAAGUACUUUGAGGGAAUCAAAGGAGUCAGUAAGAUAACAGAUGGUUAUAAUCCAGCAACAUGGAUGUUGGAGGUGACAACAACAGCCCAAGAAGCAGCUUUGGGGGUCAACUUCGCCGAAAUAUAUAAGAACUCAGAAUUGUACAGGAGAAACAAAGAAAUGAUUGAUGAAUUGAGUAAACCUACCACUGGUUCCAAAGAUCUCUAUUUCUCUACUCAGUACUCUCAGUCUUUCUUCAUCCAAUGUAUAGCUUGUCUAUGGAAACAACAUUGGUCAUACUGGCGAAACCCACCUUACACUUUUGUAAGGAUGUUCUUCACAACUUUCAUAGCUCUGAUGCUCGGGUCAAUGUUUUGGGGUCUUGGAUCUAAAACGCAGAGGGAACAGGACUUAUUUAAUGCAAUGGGUUCUAUGUAUAGUGCUGUUAUAUUUCUAGGGAUACAAAAUGGAGGAUCAGUGCAACCAAUUGUAGAUAUUGAACGUACAGUAUUUUAUAGGGAGAGAGCUGCUGGAAUGUAUUCAGCUUUGGCAUAUGCCUUUGCCCAAGUCACGAUUGAGAUUCCACAUAUUUUCGUCCAGACUUUAAUAUAUGGAGUUAUAGUGUAUUCAAUGAUCGGAUUCCAAUGGACGGUUGCGAAAUUCUUUUGGUAUAUAUUCUUCAUGUAUUUCACAUUGUUAUACUUCACCUUUUAUGGUAUGAUGACAGUGGGUAUUACACCCAACCAACACAUCGCUUCUAUAGUUUCUUCGGCAUUCUAUGCAAUAUGGAACCUUUUCUCAGGAUUCAUAAUUCCAAGACCAAGGAUUCCUAUAUGGUGGAGGUGGUACUACUGGGCUUGCCCUGUUGCUUGGACAUUGUAUGGAUUGGUGGUGUCACAAUUUGGAGAUAUACAAGACACACUUGAAUCAGGGGAGCUGACAGUUCAAGAAUUUCUGAGUAGUUAUUUUGGAUUCCGACAUGAUUUUUUAGGAGUGGUUGCAAUCGUAGUUGUUGGGUUCAAUGUGCUUUUUGCAUUCGUCUUUGCUUUUGCGAUAAAGGCAUUUAACUUCCAGAGAAGAUAGGCAGAUUCUGCAAUUGGGAGACAUUAAAUCAAGUGGUAGGCAGUCUUUGGAGCCAUGUAUAGAACAUAUCUCAAGAUUCUGAACGUUAACUUGUAGAAACAAGCUAAGAAUAUUUCAUGGGUUCAAAGUCUGAUUGUUAUUUCAUUGUAUCACAUUACAUGUAAAGACAAAAAAGAAUUUCCUUUGAUA